Messenger RNA from Durusdinium trenchii, 1774 nucleotides. Lineage: Eukaryota; Dinophyceae; Suessiales; Symbiodiniaceae. The record is from the annotation of a GenBank genome assembly.
GCGGAAUGCGUGUAAUUAGUGAAGUUAGAAGAGAUUCCAAAUUAUAGUCUAUAUUUUAAAAUAUUAUAUACUGUAGAUAGUAGUGUUGCGUGUCUAGAUUCUAGAUCAACACAAACCUGGCCAAACGAAUUUGCACCGUUGUCAAAUGUGCAUCUUUUGGCUCCAGGAAAGUUUUAAAUCAUGAUGUGGAUGUUGACCAGAUCUAUUUGUCGAACUCCAGGCAUUUGGAUCCAGAUCGGAUGAAAUGCCCAACUCCUCCAUGUCCUCCGAGGUCGGCUGCCCAAGCUUAGCGUGGAUGGCACGACCUGGCUUCCGCAGCUUCACGGGGCAAAAAAGCAGCGAGGUAGUGAGAUGGAGACAGCUUCAAGUUCCGCAGGCGACGCAGGCUGACAACUCGGAGCUGGCGGGCGGCACUGCGCUGGCCACUGAGACGCCGAAGAAGGCCACCGUGAUGAGCACCGGAGUGGCCUUAGCCAAAGGCAUGUUGGGCAGUGGCGCCUUGUCACUCUCGGCGGGGGCAGCUGCCUUCACACAUACCUCGCAGGGGCUGGGUGUGGCGACAUUGAUCAUUUUGGGCAUGACAAUGCUUUCCGGCUAUACCUUUCAGAUGGUCGCAGAGAGCAGCGCAGACACCGGGGCAGGCGACUUUGGGAAUACCUGGGCGCAGAGCGUGGGAAAGUCUACAGCUUGGCUUCCGCGCAUGGCAGUGGGUAUCAUGUCCUUCACCACCUGCACCGUUUAUGCCAUGAUCCUGGCUGACUUGACCUCGUCUAUCUUGCAGACCUGCCUGGCAGCACUGCCAGCACUAGGUGCAUUGAAGCCCUUCGUCGCGCGCACGCCGACGUUGAUCGGCCUCACGGUCUUCGUGCUGCUGCCACUGUGCCUGGCAGAGGACUUUUCGAGCCUCGCUUUCACUUCCACCCUGGGCUUGGCAGCUUGCGCCUACUUGGCACUCUUCUCCAUUUGGAGGGCCGUGGAUGGUUCUUAUCUUCCCGGUGGCAAGUUCUUCCGGCUAGCGCCCUACACGCCUUGCCCCCUGUGCGGUGCUAGAGAACUCAACGAUAUCGUGAACCCUCGAGCCUUGAUCUUCCUCUCGAGCAUUAGCACCGCCUACAUGAAUCAUGGUAUGGCACCAGCCACUUUCCAGGAACUCAACAGGGGCGUGGAGAGGUCGGAAGGCUUACGACGCUAUGCGUUGGCUGUGCUGGGCGCCUUUGGCUUGGCAGGUUUUGUGUGCACAGCACUGAUGAUUGCAGGCCUCUACACCUUUGGAGACAAUGUGAAUGGAUUGCUGCUGUCCAACUAUGCUGGAACAGAUCUGGCCGCAGCACUUGGAAAGAUGGGUGUUUUGCUCAGUGUCCUCUUCGGCUUCCCCUUGAACUUCCUCCUGCUGCGGACUGAGGUCGCUGCCAUUGUGAGCAAGACCAGAGGUCAGUUGGAUCAGAAUGAGCGGCGAUUGCUGUCGUCCGGAUUGCUGCUAGCGACAGCGCUGCCAGCUCUGGUCCUCAAGGACAUCGGUGUGGUGCAAGCGACGCUGGGUGCCAUUUUCGGCAGCUAUUUGGUCUUCAUUGCACCUGCGGCCAUGUCACGGGGCCUUCGAAAGCAGAAACGGCUCCGAAACCGGGGCCGGUCAGUGGUGGAGGUGUUGCUCGCAGCGUGCGGCGUGACCUUGGGCCUUUUGGGGCUCGUCAUCAAUCUCCGCCGCAGCCUGUAGGCAGGGCGAGAUGCAGAAAUCCACCACCUACAUCCACCUGCAUGCCUGUAGUAUCCUGUA